Drosophila persimilis is the source of this 1306-nucleotide messenger RNA. RefSeq names its product gamma-butyrobetaine dioxygenase. Gene Ontology annotation, cellular component: mitochondrion. Lineage: Eukaryota; Metazoa; Arthropoda; Insecta; Diptera; Drosophilidae. Gene Ontology annotation, molecular function: oxidoreductase activity. The transcript is spliced from 2 exons. The record is from RefSeq and is a predicted model, not a curated record. Bases 58 to 1272 code for a protein of 404 amino acids. Gene Ontology annotation, biological process: carnitine biosynthetic process.
CUCCGAUUCUCGCUCAGUCAGAGACUGUCCGCGAGUCGAGCACGACGUAGCACUAAAAUGUGGAUUCAAAGACUAGGCCGCGCCCUGGGGCAGGGCAGGCGACACCUGCACGCGAAGAUUGUCAAGGGAACGAGCAUCGAAGUUCAGCCGGAACCAGAGAGUGCCGCCUCCUCCAUGACCUUUCCGGGUGUGUGGCUGCGGGACAACUGCCGCUGCUCGGAGUGCUUCCACGACACCUCACAGUCGCGUCGCCUCGACUGGGACACCUUCGACACGGCGGUGCGGCCCCUGAGCAUCCGGUCGGACGAGGCCGCCGGUGAGGUGCACGUAAGCUGGAGCGAUGCCCACGAGAGCAGCUACACGCUGGACUGGCUCCGGCAGCGCAGCUUCGAUGCGGACCGACAGCGGGCGUACCUGGAGGACUUUUACCGCCCCGCCACCCGUCAUUGGGCGGGAGCGGAGUUCCAGCAGGUGGCCCAGCACUUCGACUACGAGGAGGUGAUGGCCAAGGACGCAGCGUUGCAACAGUGGCUCCAGGCGCUGGCCGUCUAUGGGGUGGCCCUGCUGCGCGGUGCACCGCUGGACGAGGGUGUGGUGCGGCGCCUCGCGGAGCGUGUGGGCUUCAUACGGCGCACCACCUACGGGGAGGAGUUCGUGGUGCAGGCCAAGCCGGGGGCCCAGAACUUUGCCUACCUCUCGCUGCCCCUGCCCCUGCACACGGACCUGCCCUACUACGAGUACAAGCCCAGCGUGAACAUCCUCCACUGCGUCGUCCAGACUGAGUCCCAGGGAGGCAGCAACCUCCUGGUGGACGCCUUCCACAUUGCCGACCGCCUGCGCAGCGACCAUCCCGAGGACUUUGAGCGACUCUGCCGGACACCCGUGGACUGGAACGAUAUUGGCAGCGAGGAUGGCCGGGAGUUCCACAACAUUUGGCGGGCGCCCGCCAUCUGUCUAGACUCAGAGGGCAAGUACACGCGGAUCAACCACAGUGUGCCCCAGCGGGACAGCCACUUCAGUGUGCCCCUGGCGGAGGUGGAGCCCUGGUACGAGUCCUACUCGCGCUUCGUGCGCCUGGCCCGCGACGAUGCCCACGCCUUCAAGACGCGACCCGGCGAUGUGCUGACCUUCAACAACAUCCGCCUGCUCCAUGGACGCACUGGCUACGACGACACCGAACAGAACUCCCGCUACAUAGUGGGGGCCUAUCUCGACUGGGACAUCAUCUACUCGCGGCUCCGGGUGCUCAAGAAGCGCCCCGCCAUCCAAUAAAAGUCAGGCGCAAAAGCCUUCCCCUAAAAAGAAA